AUGGUCAUGCAAAGAGAGCAAACUCUACCAACUCACAUCAACAGUACCUUCCUAAAUUCAAACUCAAAUCAAAGCAACCAACACCAAUCACAAGAAAACAACAGCAAUGAUGUAGAAACACCUCUUGAUGAUAUCCUUGCACGUUUAGAAGCGCUUCUCACGCUGCUUGGUUUCAACCAGUCAUCAUUGUUGAGCUUCACCGUGUCUUGGACAGCUUUCGUGGCAGUGGGAGUGGCGGCACCACUAGUGGCGCUUCAGGUAUAUGACACGGACAAGAAUCAAAUAAAGGGUUUUGAAAUUGGCAUUGUUGCAUUUCAGAGUUGUCUGGCUGCUAUGUCGGUGCCAAAGUUUGAUGUGGAAAAGUUUGAUGGAUCCAACGACUUCAGUUUAUGGAAGCUAAAGUUGCAGGCAUUGCUAGACCAGCAAGGUCUCACAAAGGCGUUGGAAGACAUAGACAAAUUGUCAUAA
This is a messenger RNA of Sphenostylis stenocarpa, 468 nucleotides long. The record is from the annotation of a GenBank genome assembly. NCBI's taxonomy places the organism in Eukaryota, Viridiplantae, Streptophyta, Magnoliopsida, Fabales, Fabaceae.